This is a messenger RNA of Diuraphis noxia (Russian wheat aphid), 2269 nucleotides long. RefSeq lists its product as uncharacterized. The record is from RefSeq and is a predicted model, not a curated record. Lineage: Eukaryota; Metazoa; Arthropoda; Insecta; Hemiptera; Aphididae.
ACCGUAAUAUAUUUAUAGAUCUGCAAAAUGAUAAUAACAAUAAUAAUAAAUUGUCACAUUUUAUGGUUUACAUUAUUAUAAACCUAGGCUACAACAGACUGGAUGAUGGCCGAAGGAUCGUACUGCACGCUGCAGCCUGAAUUACAGACGUAUGGCGCCUAAUGGUGGAUUGCAAUAUCGUCUGAAUGAAAAAAUUAUUUCGUGGCUUGUGCGAUACAUGUGUAGUAUAAUAUUACAUAUUAUUAUUCAGAUGGCCGUUUAUCGCGUCAAAACACUAACAAAAAAGGGGGACACGACCGUUUACCUGAUAUAUCAUGAUAUUAUACAGUGUGAUUUUCCGAUCGUCACUUGGCCGAUAUUCGAGUGCUUCACCCUCUGUGCACUGAAAAAACACCCGCACAACAAACAAACUAUAAUAAUAAUAUUUUGAUUUAUACUCGCACUCCGAACUGCACUGCAAGUACGACAUACAGUAUUAUAAUAUUGAACCCGAUCACUGUCAAUUAUUAUCGUGUUCCUGCAGCAACUAUCGAUCGUCCGGUCAAGACUUAUAUAGCGGGUUAUUAUUAUAUACAUAUAUAUUACAAUAGUGAAGAACUUAAAACUUAAUACACAUCACUACAUGUUCUGCACCUGCAACUGCAGUGUCCGCGCAGCGUUGUGAUGAAAUGAAUUUGGUGGUAUUUUCAAGGUUAGAAUAUGUCCGUUUGCGAUUGCUGGGCCAGUUUCAAGUUUUCUCAAAUUAUUUUGUGUUUGAGUUGUCUGCUCUAUAAAAGAUGGUCGGACGCAGAAGCUACCAGACUGUUUUAUUUCUUCGAGAAGUCGUCCAGGGAGUGGCCGUUGCUGAACAACAUCACCAGGAACGGAGCCGGGUCUUUGUUCGCGGAUGUGACUUUCGGGGGCUAYAUAAUAAUAUGCGUGGCGCUGUACAUAGCGUAUUUGAUGGGCGAGCUGAAGAAUAGCAAGAAAACUGAAUCGUUUCUGUUGGUCAUCGGCGCGGCGCUGUUCAUCGCCGUCGGCUGUCUGGUGUUCACAGCCGUGGACAGCGUGCCCGGGAACCUGGUCGUCAACGCGCUUGUGCUGGGCACCCUGUCCAUAGUGACGGGCAUGGUGUUUGUGCUGGACACGUGUAUGUCGAACAGGCGGAACGAUAAAGAGUCGCACCUGUUGCCGAAGAACACUCGGUACGGCGACAUUGCGCGCACUAGGGCCGCCGUCGACGGUGCGGUGCAUGUCAAUAAUGGCACGAACGGCGUGCACGCAAACGGGGCGAACGGCGUGCACGYAAACGGGACGAACGGAGUGCACGCAAACGGGACGAACGGCGUGCACGCAAACGGGACGAACGGAGUGCACGUAAUUGGGACGAACGGCGUACCGAAGCGAGAGAUGACGGUCGAGAACAAGCAGAAAAACGGCUUGCUGCGGACGGCCGUCAAUGGUCGGACGGUGGAGACCAAGAACGAGAGCGUUCAGACGACGACGAGCAGGGACCGCGGACGACCGGAUGACGAAGUCGACGCGGCGGCCGCACUUCAGUACGGUCGCAGGUACUUGGAYGACCGCGGGUUCGACGUGGGUCACGGACAUAGGCACUCCGAGUGGUACGACACUGACAUGGACCUGCCCAAAAUGAAAAAACUCGAGAUCAACGUGCCGUCCGAGGAGUCUCCGGAUUACCGUCGCAGAUUUGUAAACGUUAAGAGCAKUGUUAAGCUACAAUCACCCAGUAUYACAAGCACAGUGCACAAUCAACAGGAAAGUCCAAARGAGGAAAAUGAGCACGAAGUGAAAAAUGAUAGAGUACCUUAUGUUUUUUCGGAAAAAAAGAGACCAACUAGACCUACUGAUCUACCCUUGAAAUCACCUGUGGAGAGAGUGAAUGAUUCGUUACAAAAAUCGGUUAAAAGUCGAUAUUACUUUGGGGCGAACACGGAAGAACCUAAAUCUCCAAAUGAUCCUGGUUACGUGUUACACACUGCGUCCAAGUGGGAAGAACAACCUGCAGUAGCCGUGCCUCAAAAUGGAUACAAAAACUUUAAAAGAAGUCAAGUAUAACAUAUGGUCUUUGGGAGAAUUUUCUUCUUCGAGUAUGUGUUGAGUUGGAUCAAAUGAUUCCUUAUCGUACUCUUUAGUACCCAAAACAUUUGUACCUUUAAUUCUGAUAACAGUAGCCUUUUCAACUCCUAGCAUCCUAGCAUAUUGAAAAGCUGAAAAAAAUUUUUUCUUUUAUAACUCAGGUCUCAGACAAUGAUAAUMAUAUUAAUAA